This is a messenger RNA of Klebsormidium nitens, 513 nucleotides long. NCBI's taxonomy places the organism in Eukaryota, Viridiplantae, Streptophyta, Klebsormidiophyceae, Klebsormidiales, Klebsormidiaceae. The record is from the annotation of a GenBank genome assembly.
AUGGUUGCCCACUUCCCAGGGGGAAGAGGCAAGCCAAUAUGCGAAUCUUUCUGCACGUUCGAGUGGCAGGUGUCGGCGUUGGACGCUCUGUUGGAGGCAAGUCAGGACUUUGUCGUAGGGCUGUUCGGUGACGCGAUCUUCUGCCAGGCGCACGGCAAGCGGAAGACCCUUCAGAAGAAGGACCUGGACCUAGCGCGCAGGAUCCGCGGAAUUCGGAACGAAGACAACACUCUGCCUUUGCAAGCCGCCGUGGAGCACGGCCUCGGGCACAAACGUGAGAAGGUCGAGUACGACCCCGGCAAAGCGGACGAGAAGAGGUGGAAGUCCGCAAAGCAAAUCGAACGGGAGGCAAGAGAGAGGGCGACAAAGGAUGCUAAACGGGCCCAGAAGGCGGAGUUGCAGCGCCAGACGCGAAUGGCUGCAGAGCGCGCGGCUCGGGAAGCUGCGCAUGGGCCUCAGGGAGGGGCUGAAACGUCGAAGCAGGGUGGAAAGAGGGGGAAGGGAGCGGCUUGA